GUCAACAAGCAUCAGUUCUCUCUGAACAUUCAACGUCAGUUUCCAAGCCACCUCGCAAUCAUGAAUUCCAUGAAAAGCCUUCUUAUCUGUGUUGUCAUCGGCUUUGCGGCAGCUGACAACCGCCCUCCAAGCAAUGGCUACGCCCCUCCCCCUAGCAAUUCCUACGGACCACCUAGAAACGGAUACGGAAUAGACCCUGCCAUAGCCGCUUUGGCCGAAAAUAUCCCUGGAGGCGGCGUUCCCGGUGAAGACUAUCCUAUCUUGGCCUCUGUCCCACAAACCGGCUUCUCCUGCGACGCCCAAAACGUACAGGGCUACUACGCCGACACCGCCCGUGAUGCUGGCUGCCAGGUCUUCCACAUCUGCCAGGACAGGCCCAGUGGACGCCGUCAGCAGGACUCCUUCCUCUGCCCCAACGGCACCAUCUUCAACCAACAGUACCUGGUCUGCGACUGGUGGUUUAACUUCGACUGCGCUGAUGCCGAAUCCUUCUACUCAGUCAACGAACUCAUAGGAGUCGUUGCUUACGAUCCUUACGGAAGGCAGAGCAGCAAUGGCUAUGGGGCACCACCAGCUCCUUCCGGGGCAUAUGGGGCCCCUCUUUAAUGGCCAUCUUAACUGGACUCCUCUUCCUAAGGUUCUCUUUUUUCCAACAGGCGAUUAACACAAAUUGCUCUUCCUGCUACAGACAACUGAAUAAAAUAUUCUUUUCGCUAAAAACCCUGAUUCCUCUUCCUAGAUGAGGGUAUAUAAGUGAAUAAUUGAAUAAUAUCUAUUUUGUUUAAAUAAAUGUAUGCCAGUA
Messenger RNA from Macrobrachium nipponense, 802 nucleotides. RefSeq lists its product as uncharacterized. Gene Ontology annotation, molecular function: chitin binding. The transcript has 2 exons. The coding region runs from base 61 to 606 and encodes 181 amino acids. The record is from RefSeq and is a predicted model, not a curated record. Lineage: Eukaryota; Metazoa; Arthropoda; Malacostraca; Decapoda; Palaemonidae. Gene Ontology annotation, cellular component: extracellular region.